Messenger RNA from Leptinotarsa decemlineata (Colorado potato beetle), 2064 nucleotides. RefSeq names its product lysosome-associated membrane glycoprotein 1. Gene Ontology annotation, biological process: establishment of protein localization to organelle. The record is from RefSeq and is a predicted model, not a curated record. Lineage: Eukaryota; Metazoa; Arthropoda; Insecta; Coleoptera; Chrysomelidae. Gene Ontology annotation, cellular component: late endosome membrane; plasma membrane; lysosomal membrane.
AUAGCUUUGUAUUUGUGUUGUUUUUCCAAGAUUAAAAUAAAGAAAGAAGUGUUCAAUCACAGAGUAGUAAAGUUCAUUGUUAGAUGAUUAAUUAGUUUAACAAUAUGACUAUGAGAUUUCAAUUUUUCAUUAUAUUCUUGACAUUUUUGGCUGUUACCUAUGAAAAUACGGAAGCAGCACAUAGUCAGGAUGGAGCAGCUACGCCAAUAACCCCAACAUUAGAAUUUGCCGUUUCAUCCAAUCCAAAAAUUCAACCACAACCACAACCUACUAUAAAACCAACAACAACUACUUCUACUACUCCCCCGACUACUACUUCCACUACUACCCCGACUACUACUUCUACUACUCCCUCGACUACUACUUCUACUACUCCCCCGACUACUACUUCUACUACUCCCCCGACUACUACUUCUACUACUCCCCCGACUACUACUUCUACUACUACCCCGACUACUACUUCUACUACUACCCCGACUACUACUUCUACUUCAAAGCCGACGCCUUCUCCUACUCCAGCUCCUGUACCAGAUCCCGUUAGUGGAGACUGGUCAGUACAAUAUAAGGACUCUAAUAGGAGUUGCAUCGUGAUUGACAUGGCUGUACAGUUUGAAAUUUUAAAAGUAAAUCAAACUGCUACUAAGUUGAAUUUACCGAAAAAUGCAACUGCUAAUGGAACUUGUGAAAACGAGAAGAACAGUGUGUCGCUGAAUUGGAAUGGGGACAAAAAUGUUUUGGAGUUUGAGUUCGUGAAAUCUAAUACCAGUAAAUUCAUAUUGGAUGUUAUUUCUGUCAAAUUUAUCAAUUUGACGAUUCCUGGUCAAGAUCCUAAAACCUACCAGCUGAUACACAAGCAGAACGAAUUUUCAACUCCUCUAGGUAAUUCUUACAAAUGUUCCAGAGUUCAAACAUUGAAUCUCACUGAGGAGAAUUCAAAUGAAACAGUUGCUUACAUACACUUGUCUCAAGUUCAGUUCGAAGCCUUUUCUAAUACUACUGGACAUGUAUUUGCAACAGCUGUGGAUUGUGAUACGUCUCUAACAACCGAUGUAGUACCAAUUGUAGUAGGUUGCGUACUAGCAGCUCUAGUUGUGAUGGUACUGAUUGCCUAUCUCAUUGGAAGAAGACGAUGCCAAGCACGCGGUUAUCUCUCAAUGUGAUCUGAUGAAACUUCGCUUACGAAGUUUCCCGAUAGAGAGCUACUGGUGGUUGCUCUCGCAUAUUAUUGUAGAUUAUUUGGACUAGCUUAUUUUAUAUAAAGUCGACGUUCUAGAGUUAUAUAUUGCGGAGUUUUCUUUAAACUGAUAUUGAAUAAAUAUAUUUUUGAAGUAUAAUUUUUGCUAAUGUAGAGCCAGUGGAUCCAUAAUAAACGGUACAUGAGGACCUCAACUCAUCAUCAAUUAUUCUGGAGGAUGCGAACAAAUUUGUUUCUUUCAUUCAAUGUAGAAACGGUUAGCUACAAUUUUUUUGAAAAGUUUUGGCUUUUUUUUUGAGUGUAAGUAAGCUCUAGAACGUAAUGGCUAUUAAUAAUAGUGAUUAGUAUUGAUGUAGUAGUUAUUAUCGACAGGGCUGAAACCGAUUAUAGUUGAAACUUCGUAUCAUGUUUUUACCAUGACUUUUUUUGUGAGGAAUCUUAAAAAUACCCGUCGAAUCAUUAUGUUGCAAUAUUGGUAUUUCUUUUAAUUUUUUUUGUGUACAGUUUUUAUAAAGGAAACCCAAUUUUAUUUCAUUAUUGGUCUCAAAAUUCUAAUCUGUCUAUACUUUUUUUCCAUUAUUGAUGAAGAAUCGAUGUGUAGUUACGCAGGGUACUAGAAAAUUUUGAAUGAACCAGUAAAACCUUGAAUUUUGGAACAAGUGGCUGUGAGCUUAUAUUAGAUUCCUACGAUAAAUUGUAAGUUGCUUUUUCAAAAUAUUUUUCUGAAUGUUGAAAAGUAAUGAGUGAUUUUUCUUAUCUAUAUUACUUGGUGAAUUUGUGCUUUAAUGAAUAGCUACAGUUUUUAGAAUCGAAUGAAAAAUUGUACUGUAUUUUGUUAUUACUGGGAAUAAUAAAUAGUCUUUGGUUUA